AUGCGUGCGGGGAGAUGUCUGCCUGCCGUGACGUGUGGGCGACGCCAGCCAUCAGGCACGCGAGUAGACCUUUCAUAUCUCGCUGUCUUUAGUUUCUGUACCUGUUCGCGACGAUCAAUGGGUGGGGCAGUUAUCGUUGUCUCCACCGAGGCUGAGUGGGACCACAACCUCGAGGCGGCUGGGGAUAAAGCGGUCAUCGUGGAUUUUACCGCGGUUUGGUGCGGCCCUUGCAAGAUGAUCGCUCCAGUUUUUGAGGCGUUCUCGACUGAAUUUACAUCGGUCGUCUUCCUUAAAGUGGACGUCGAUGUCAAUCAGAAAGUGGCAGAGCAGUGCGGUGUUUCUGCCAUGCCGACGUUCCAAGUGUACAAGAACAAAACUAAGGUGGCGGAACUUAUUGGAGCGAGUAAGGAUAAGCUUCAUGCGUUGAUCAAGCAGUAUGCUUAG
Molecule: messenger RNA, 444 nt
Organism: Closterium sp. Yama58-4
Lineage: Eukaryota; Viridiplantae; Streptophyta; Zygnematophyceae; Desmidiales; Closteriaceae
Source: the annotation of a GenBank genome assembly